CUGCGGUUAGUGCCGAACACGUGACUCGGAUCACCGUGCCCUGAUUUCCAUCCUCAAUCCUCGCGAGUCACGCCCCGCCGUUUUUUUCCAGUCGCCUUUCCUCUCCUUCUUCGCCACCGCCGGGUCGCGCCGCGCAUGGAGACUUCCUCCCCCGUCGUCGUUGACGCCUUCUCCAUCACCAACGCUUAUGGCCUCUCCGUCUCCGCCAAGGCGGUCGCCCGCUACUCCCUCUCCCUCUCCCUCUCCCUCUCCGCCCUCGACUCCGUCGCUCCGCCUGCCGUAGUCCGAACCGACAUAUUUCGCCAUGCCUCCGCCCCGGCCGCCCUCGCCCGCCGCAGCAUGCGCCGAAUCAGGCGGAGGACUCACACAGAGGGUGGCGGCGAGGACGACGGCUUCUUCGGGGACGGCCACGAUGGGCCUUUCGGCGGUGGAGGAGACGGAGGAAGAGGUUGGAAUUCGGGAGAUUCCGACCCUGGCUGGGACGGAUCGGGCGAUUCGUCUUCGUCGGAUCCGGCGUUCGAUUUUAUUUAUGAGGUUGUCUGCUGGAUCGCCUUCUCCAGCUGCGCCCACUUCGCCUUUAAGAGGAUGGGCCGGCUUCUGGCGCCGAGGGGGCCCUCGGUGUGCUGAUCGAACUGUUCCCGGAUAAUGCAACUCACGGAUUAAGGUCUCCUCCUCUUUGGAUGCAUAUAAUUUGUGUAUAGACAGACUCUUCCUUUUCAUCCGUUCAUGUGAAAAUAUGAUUAUGCAAUUGAGUACGGUUUAUUUAUUUUAUUUUGACUGCA
Messenger RNA from Zingiber officinale, 782 nucleotides. RefSeq lists its product as uncharacterized. NCBI's taxonomy places the organism in Eukaryota, Viridiplantae, Streptophyta, Magnoliopsida, Zingiberales, Zingiberaceae. Bases 136 to 627 code for a protein of 163 amino acids. The transcript has a single exon. The record is from RefSeq and is a predicted model, not a curated record.